Phycomyces blakesleeanus NRRL 1555(-) is the source of this 2035-nucleotide messenger RNA. RefSeq lists its product as hypothetical. The transcript is spliced from 10 exons. The record is from RefSeq and is a predicted model, not a curated record. Lineage: Eukaryota; Fungi; Mucoromycota; Mucoromycetes; Mucorales; Phycomycetaceae. Gene Ontology annotation, molecular function: metalloaminopeptidase activity. The coding region runs from base 21 to 1841 and encodes 606 amino acids.
AUAUUUUUUUAAUACCAAGUAUGCCUACGCUCACCGGUGAAAGACUCGACGCUUUGCGCGAAUUGAUGAAGACCGAGGACUAUGCUAUUGACGCAUAUCUUGUUCCUACUGAGGACGCACACCAGAGUGAAUAUAUUGCUGACUGUGAUAAACGUCGCUACUGGAUCUCGGGCUUCACUGGCUCGGCUGGGUUUGCUGUUGUCUCGUUGGACGAGGCUGCUCUUUUUACCGACGGUCGUUAUUUCCUCCAGGCAUCGGAAGAGCUGGACUCUAACUGGACCCUGAUGAAGCAGGGCCUUCCUAAUGUCCCUACUUGGCAAAACUAUCUUGUCCAUAAUCUUCCGGCUGGCUCCCGUAUUGGACUGGACCCUACCCUGAUCUCUGUUGCCGACGCCAGUCAAUUGUCGGAUGAGUUGAAGGCCAGCGGAUCCUCUCUUGUACCAAUUCAAAAGAAUCUUAUUGAUAUCAUCUGGAAGGAACGUCCUGACGCUCCCAAGGACCAUGUAUUUGUACACCCCAUUGAGUUUGCUGGCAAAUCGCACCAAGAAAAGCUGAGCGAUCUACAUGCCCACAUCAAGUCCAAGGACGCGUUUGGACUCAUUGUCUCUGCAUUGGAUGAGAUUGCCUGGUUAUUUAACCUACGUGGAUCGGAUAUUGAAUGCAACCCAGUUUUUUUCUCCUAUGCAAUCAUCACACAAACUGGUUCCACUUUAUACGUUGAUGAUGCUAAACUCAGUGACAGCGUUCGCGAGCACCUCGGAUCUGAGGUUAUCAUCAGAUCAUACGCUGAUGUGUUUGAUGACCUCCGCAAGAUUGGCUCGGAGCUUGAAGAGUCUAACCAAAAACUACUCAUUAAUGCCAAGACCAGUCUUUCAGUUGAAGUGGCCGUCGGCAAGGAGAAUGUUACCGAGGAACGUUCAAUUAUCACAGAUCUCAAGGCAAUCAAGAACGAGACCGAGUUGCAGGGUUUCCGCGACUGCCAUGUGCGUGAUGGUGCUGCUCUGAUCAGAUACUUCGCCUGGUUGGAAGACCAGCUUAAGCAAGGUGCUGUUCUUGAUGAAGUCGAUGCUGCUGAUCGUCUUGAGAAAUUCCGUAGUGCCGAAGAACACUAUGCCGGACUUUCUUUUGAUACAAUUUCUUCAACUGGUCCUAACGGUGCUAUUAUUCACUAUUCGCCUGAGAAGCCCACCGCCAAGAUCAUUGAUCCUACUCUUAUUUACCUUUGUGACUCUGGAGGACAGUACAAGGAUGGUACCACAGAUGUCACAAGAACUCUUCACUUUGGUGAGCCCACUGCUUAUGAAAAGCGAUGCUUCACUCGUGUUCUCCAAGGUCAUAUUGCUAUUGAUGCUGCCGUAUUUCCCACUGGAACAACUGGCUAUCUCUUGGAUCCAUUUGCUAGACAGGCACUGUGGAAGGAUGGUUUAGAUUUCUUGCACGGAACUGGCCAUGGUGUUGGUUCCUUUUUAAAUGUUCAUGAAGGUCCUCAUGGAAUUGGUAUCCGUAUUGGUUACAACAGUACACCCUUGGCUGCAGGAAUGUCUGUAACAAAUGAACCCGGUUAUUACGAAAAUGGCAAAUUUGGUAUCCGUAUCGAGAAUGUCCUUCUUGUCAAAAAGAUUGAUACCCCUCACAACUUCAAUGAUCGUGGUUAUCUUGGAUUUGAACACGUCACUAUCACUCCCAUUGGCCUUAGCUUGAUCGAUGUUGAGCUUUUGUCUGCUGAAGAAAAGGAGUGGGUAAAUACCUAUCAUGCCGAGUGCCUCAAGAAACUUGGUCCCCGAGUGGCUGACUGCUCACUUACCACGGCAUGGCUUGAGAAGGAAACCAUGCCUAUCUAAAUGCAUGCAUAUAAUCACACGGCCACACCCACGCCUACACCAAAAUAGUUUACGAAGAAUAUCUUCAUUAAUAUUCUCUUUAUAUACUCUAUUUUUAUUAAUUUAUCUUUAUACACUAUUGGUUCUCCCUUUAAAGCAUCCAAUAUAUUAUAAACGUUAUGCUCUUUAUAUGUUUUGUACUUUAUUACCAACAU